AAGCUGAAAAAAAAAAUGUCUCGCAUCUCGUAAACUCUUGUCUGUCGUAACGUUUCUCUCUAAAAUAAUUUAAGUAACAAUAACUCGUUAAAAUAAGUAUUAUCUCGAAGAAAUAACAUUCCUGAAACAGUUAUUGAUAAACUAGUUAUACACUAAAAAAUAAUCCAAAAACCGGAAAAAUAGUCCUGUGGAAGUUAAAGUGAGUGAAAAAAAAAGCAACGGAGUCGAGCAAAGCCUUAAAAUGUUGAUAAUUAAAUAAAUGAAUUAUAAAAAAUAAAUCAGUGAGUUUGUUAGAGAGUUCCAGGAAUUAACGUCAAAAAGAAAGGUCUAAGUUGAAUAAAUAAUAAAUUAUUCAGCCAAUGUGUGACUCAGCAGACUCGUAUGUACAAAAGCUCAGUUAUCUCCAUCUGAAUGACGAUGGAGACCGAGUUCCUGGAGGUGGAGGCGCUAUUGGAGUACCUGGCCACGUUGGAGGCUCCAAACCCGAGGCUCAGGUUCCAGUCUCAGGAGAUCAGCUCAAGCAUCAUCACUAUUUGCAGCAGCACUACCACCAGCAGCAGUACCAGCAGUAUUCUCGGUCCAACAGGUCGAUGAGUGCUAUUGACAACUACAUAGACGAGCAUACCCAGUCGUACGACCGCGAACUACCCAGAUAUCCUGUCUCCAAGUCGAUAGACCUCGAAGAUAGAAAUCCUGUGUAUGAAAAUAUCGAGUACUACCCUGGACCCACGCACCCGCCGUACUAUCAUUCUUUGGAGAAGAAGAGCCCAAAGAGUAGUCCAAGGACUUCGCUAGCAGGGGACUGCUACGACCCUUCCUUCAGGAAGGCUCAGCCCCAGGUACCUACUAAUAAAUACACAGUGUCUCCAGCCAAGGAACUACCUCCUUACGAAGCUCCGCCAGUUUAUGAGAAUAUCCAGGAAAUUAAUUAUCUUGACGACGCUGCCCAGAGUAAACCUGGACCUCAGGUUCCUAAUUUUUAUCCAGCGAGUAUUAAUGGUGGAGAUUACGUUGUGAUGACUGGAAAGGUCCAACGUCCAACACGCGCUCCAUCUUACGAAGUACCGUCAAUAAACCCCCGUUACUUAACAUCAUCAUCCUCAGCAAACGAUUUACAAGUCCGAGGAAGCACAUACGUUCCGCCAUCAGAGCUGCAGCCCCAACUGCAGCAGCCACCACGGAUGAAUCCGUCGUAUGAUUCAUCACCGCGUCACGCGGAGACUCACUACACGCGUAUGAGUAAUGACCACGUUCCAGGAGUAGGAGUAGGAGUAGGACCAGCCGGGUCUUACAGGUCUCUGAGUCAAGUGACAGAUCCCGGACAGUAUCGCGGCGAGAACGGACAGUUCAAGUACCCGAGUGAGCCAAGACACUCGCCAGUCUACGGUACAAGGUCCACAGACGCCCGUCUGCCCGGAUACACGCCAGCGAACCCGCGUAAUAUAAUGCCAGCGACCUGGAACACCGGUGAAAGGUACAACAGCUCACCGAGCCGCGAGUAUGCCGCGAGAACUCCUGUCUACUCGUCGAACAAGACCAACGAAGGCCAUGAGUCACCCUCUUCCAAUCGCAGCUCCCCCUUGUACGCGAUUCCGCACGCAGGGAGGGACCAGUCCAGGCCCAGGGACUCUGGACCGACUCAGCAGGACUCCAGACAGCAGAGCCAGAGUCUGAAGCACCCCAGCAGCCCGGUCCACCCUCCCCCGAGUCCCAAGGGGCAUCCAGCUCUGCACCAGCCGGUCUCGCUGCCUCCCAGCGCUCCAGUGACUUCCAGACCCGCUGCUCAGUACCCGCCUAGUCCAGUUCGCGGCCAAGUCCAACCUCCAGUCAACAGCGCGACUGUUCCCGUUGAUGAUCUAGCACCAGUUCCAAGAAUCACUAGCUUACCUCCCGGAGUCACCAGUGGUGUAGCUGGACCAGUUUUUCUCAAUGCCGGAGUUCCUGUUCUGCAAAAACCUCCAGCUGAGUUGAACGCUCCAGUGAUUGACAAACGUCCGGUGCCCAGUCCGAGCCCUACUACGAAAACUAUCCAAGGAAAAGGCUUGCUGCCGUACAGCGUCACUCCUGCUAGACCUUCCGGGCCGACUGAGGCUGAGAGGAAGAUCGAGGAGCUCACCAGACAGCUCGAGGAAGAGAUGGAGAAGCAGGAGGAGGAAGGAGAGUACUUUGGAAUUUGUCAUACCUGCGGGGAAAAAGUCACUGGGGCUGGACAGGCUUGCCAGGCUAUGGGGAAUCUUUAUCAUACUAAUUGCUUUAUUUGCUGCUCAUGUGGAAGGGCUUUAAGAGGAAAAGCUUUUUAUAAUGUUCAUGGGAAGGUUUAUUGUGAAGAAGAUUACUUGUACUCAGGAUUCCAACAGACUGCUGAAAAAUGCGCGAUUUGCGGACACUUGAUCAUGGAGAUGAUACUGCAAGCGAUGGGCAAAUCAUAUCACCCAGGCUGCUUCAGAUGCUGCGUGUGCAAUGAAUGUCUCGAUGGUGUUCCAUUUACAGUGGACGUCGACAAUAAAAUUUACUGUGUCAAUGAUUAUCAUCGUAUGUUUGCUCCGAAAUGUGCGUCUUGCGGCAAAGGAAUAACUCCUGUCGAAGGAACGGAAGAAACCGUAAGAGUGGUAUCAAUGGACCGGGAUUUUCAUGUUGAUUGUUACAUAUGCGAAGAUUGUGGUAUGCAAUUGACUGAUGAACCGGAUAAACGUUGUUAUCCAUUAGACGGACGGUUAAUGUGUCGAGCAUGUCACAUUGAACGUAUAUCACUUACUCAACCACGUGCUCCGCAACCAGUUUCUGCAAGUUAUCAAUAUAUGGGUUAAUCAAAAUUAUUCUCUCUUACUUACCUUAAUUAAUUGAAUUUUCGGUAAAUAUUUACAAAUGGGGUCAAC
Cotesia glomerata is the source of this 2876-nucleotide messenger RNA. It is a transcript of the gene jub, whose product is annotated as LIM domain-containing protein jub. Gene Ontology annotation, molecular function: transcription corepressor activity. The record is from RefSeq and is a predicted model, not a curated record. The transcript is spliced from 6 exons. Lineage: Eukaryota; Metazoa; Arthropoda; Insecta; Hymenoptera; Braconidae. Bases 360 to 2807 code for a protein of 815 amino acids. Gene Ontology annotation, biological process: positive regulation of miRNA-mediated gene silencing; negative regulation of hippo signaling; regulation of DNA-templated transcription. Gene Ontology annotation, cellular component: adherens junction; nucleus; transcription regulator complex.